ACGGAAGUGUUCUAACAACACAGGCGAGUUCCGCCCUCUCCUAAACCAAUUGAUUUAAAUCAAGGCACAAUUACCCAUUAAACGGUUGUAAUGCACCGUGUUUUUCGGACUUUGUAGCGUAACGUGCAAUGCAAAUGUCGACACCAUGGUUAAGUAUGGUCGGACAACUGCGUGGGGCUUUUUGCUCUGGGGGGUUUUCAUGCAUUUCCAGCUCUUGUCAGGUCUCGGGCUGAAUGAACUGCUGUACUUCCGGGUUAUGAGUCCUGAAGAUAUUGGUUACGUCUUCAGUGCGGCCCCAGCUAAAGACUUUGGCGGGGCUUUUACCUCUUCAUAUAAUGAGAUCCUACUUGUGCUAGCUGAUCCAAUUGAUGGCUGUGAACCACUGAUGAACAAAGAUCUAAUUCAGGGACAGGUGAUCCUGCUGGAAAGAGGGGGGUGUUCCUUUGUCCACAAGGCCCAACAAGUCGAGGAGGCAGGAGGCAAAGCAGUGCUUAUUGCAGAUAACGUAGUUGAGAACGACAAUCUGUACCUGGACAUGGUGGCUGAUGGGAGUACUGCCAUGCCAAGCAUUCCAGCCUUGUUCCUGUUGGGGCGUGAUGGGCUUAUGAUUAGACGAUCUCUCCAGAGACAUGCGCUGCCUUGGGCUGUGAUCUCCAUUCCGGUGAAUGUCUCCUCUUUGGGCUCCUUCCCUCUUAACCAACCACCAUGGACACUGUGGUAGAGCAGACACACGCCAACAUGCCUAGCAACCUGCUGGAACUAAUUACUGGAAAUAUGUAAAUCACCUGGGGUUUCUUAGAAGUUCUCUUAAAAUGCACAAAAUGUGUUUAAUGCAUCUGCAUAUUUGAUUGUUUGUUUUGUUGAAGUAAAAUGUACAUGUACGCCGAACUUGGAUCUUCAUGCAUGAACUUAAUCUAAGCUUUCAUUCAUCAGAGCUUUUUUCGGUUUGGAAUGGUUUUAAUUUCCGAGUUGUUGCCAACGUAUUCCUCUUUCCUUAUUUCUGCAAUUUUUACUCGGUUGGUCACUACUGAGUUUUGGUGUUAAAUGUCCACAAUAAUCUUUUCAUAGACACUAAGACCUCCCUGUUUGGAUUCUAUAACUUUUGGCUUUUAAGGUUCAUGUUGUUUUUUAUACUUCUUGAACAUUUGAAAAAAAUGUACAUAGGGUGACAGUUUGUAAAGCCAAGAAGGUAAUUAGAAAUAGUUAUGGCUUCACUCUCCUUGUAAUACAUUUUUUUCUAUGAAACCACAAUUACAGUAAAAACAUUAAAUGUUUCUUUAUUUGCAUUUACUAUCAAGUAGGAAUAUUAAUCUUUCAGUAUCAUGAUUCUCUUUGGGUCAUAACUCAAUACAAAAUAUAUUUCCAAUUUAAGAAGAGGUGCUAAUAUCCGUAACUGCUCCAGUGUGCUCGGGGCAUUGGGGUCAUGUAUGGCAAGAAAGCAGCGGUAAGUAAAGUGUGAAUAUGAUAAUGUAAUUUUUAUAUUGAAGAAUUAUCAACUGAUUUCAAUAAUGUAAAUGCACACAAAUAAUCCUAAAAUAAACAUGUUGUGAAUGACUAGUCAUAGAAGAUAAGAAAAGUGAUUUUGUAAUUUUGUUUUUGCUUUCCAAUCCUAUCAAGAUAUGUCUGGCAUUGUAUUUAAGGCUUAGUCUAUUAAGGGACAAAGGCAUAUAUUCUAAUGUGGUAAAACAUUUUGACCUCAAUACCAAAUACCAAAAAUAGAAUCAGGAAAGCAAGUAACUGAGUUUUGUCAGGUUAAUGAAUAGGUCUUCAUGGUUUUCCCUGCAAACAUGUUUUUUUAAUAUUAAAGCAAUAAUAUUUUCUGAAUUGUAUAUCUAACGUGUACUUGGGCGAACAAAAAGGCUGGCUGGGCUCGAUGUAUAUAAACGGAAAUCUCUUCUCCAUAACGGCCCCUUCGGUCGGUGAAGAUUAUAGGUAGACUACAACACAAUUAAACGCUAAGGGGUAGAACAUGAGAUGUACACAAAGACAUUCUUUCCUCCCAAUCAUUAGUGGGCAACUUUUUUGCAAUACAUUAUGAUGUUGAUUUCCCUGAAACAAAAGACCAUCAAGCAGGCCGACGGUUUGUUCGUCAGUUUGAUGCGCCGCAAGUUGAUCCAUCGUCUGCAUCCAAAUUGGCCCAGCGCUUCUCCCUUUUCUUUACUGGACCACAAUCUGAGAACAAAGCAGAAAGGCGGAGACGUAUAGGCCAUCAAACAAAUCGGGAGACUUCUUAUGUGAUAUGAGUGAAAUCCACUGACCUAAAUAAUAUAUACAUUUUUUUUUUGUAUAUCUUUAAUACCAGUAGUUAUGUCGAAAUAAAAGUAGGCUAAAAUA
Messenger RNA from Gadus chalcogrammus (walleye pollock), 2334 nucleotides. Its product is annotated as protease-associated domain-containing protein 1-like. Lineage: Eukaryota; Metazoa; Chordata; Actinopteri; Gadiformes; Gadidae. The record is from RefSeq and is a predicted model, not a curated record. Bases 146 to 721 code for a protein of 191 amino acids. The transcript is spliced from 5 exons.